GGCUGGCCUCCCUGCCUCUACUCCCACCGCCAGUGGCAGCCAGAGGCACCCCGAUCCUUCUAAGCUCUGUGAAGUCAUCCCUGACCCUUCCUAGGCCCGGGUACCUGUCCUGCUCAUUUGUUCCAGAACACCUGAAUAUUCUUUCUUAGAGUCACACCCCUGUGUCCCCCACAGCUGCUGAGCUCGGUGAGGGCCGGGUAUGUGUCCUUCCACAUGGCCCCUCCUAAGCAUUCCACAAAGUCUGGGAGUGUGUCGUUUCUCCCACUUUUCUAUCCAAAUAAUAUUCGCAGAUCCGGAAACAAAACUCAAAGGGAGGAAAGAGAGGUACGAGUCUGAUAAGUGCACUGAUUGUUGAAAGUAGUUUCAAAAUGAACGUCCUAAGAGGACCCCGGCUUGCUGGCCAUCUUAUUCCCUUGCGAAAUGCGGGCUUGUGGACUUUCAAACAUGAACGAUCUCUGUGCCCGCCGGCCGGUGACCCGGGCCGCCGGUGCGGGUGAGCAGCGAGGCCAGGCCGGAGACCGCGCCGGGCGCAGGUGGCGGGGACCGAGGCCAGAGCGGCCGGCGCCAGCCCCAAGCGUCCACUGCCCUUGCGGUGGCGGGGAAGAGGGUGUGGACUGGGGAAGGUCUCCCAUCCGGGGGCGGCUCAGCUGAAGACAGAAACUCCGGCCCGGAGAGUUUUUCUAGGAAACGAAAGCGAAACAGGCAGCGUUAACUUCCCGGAGGAGCGGUGGCCGCGCAGUCCCCGACGGCGGAGCCCAGGAUGGCUGCGUCCCGCGCCUUCCCGCUGCUGGUCGAGGGGUCCUGGGGCCCCGACGCCCCCAAGAACCUGAACACCAAGCUGCAGUCCUACUUCCAGAGCGCCAAGCGGUCCGGAGGCGGCGGCGAGUGCGAGGUCCGCAGAGACCCCGCGAACCCGGCGCGCUUCCUGGUGCUCUUCUCCGAGGACGUUCGGCAGAAAGUUCUGCAAAAAACAAAUCAUGAGUUAGUCUUGCCAGGAAAAGGAACUUUCCAGUUAACUGUCCAGCUGCCCACCACUCCAGAUGAAGUCCCAGACUCUAAGGAGAAAAUUUCAACAAAUGAAUCCAAGACCAAAGAAGAUGUCAAAGAACCAGUUGCAUCAGAAGAACCAGAUACAGAAGUCUCUGUCAGUAGUCGAUCAGAAGAGAUGGAAGAUAUCCCAAAAGAAUGUGAAAAUGUUUCCAAUUUGGUGGCAUUUGAAAACCUCAAGGCACACGUGACUGACAUGAUGUUAACCUUGUUAGUGGAGAAUGUAAGUGGCCUGACCAGCGAUGACUUUCAUGUGGAAGUAAUACGAGAUUUUGAUGUUGCUGUGGUUACCUUUAAAAAACAUACAGACACUAUGAAAUUUAUUUAUGAUUGUGCCAGACACCGUUCAAUGCAACAGCUUCAAUUGUCUCCAAGACAUCUGGAAGAGACAAAAACAAUCCGGGUUGAAAACCUGCCCCCUGGUGUUGAUGACUACCAGUUACAACUUUUCUUUGAAAAUCCUUUCCACGGAGGGGGAAGAGUGGCCCAUGUUCAAUGUUUUCCUGAAGAGAGUUCAGCUCUGAUUGAAUUUUGCGACAGAAAAGUGUUAGAUACCAUCCUGACCAAGAAACACAGCUUCAAUAAGAUGCCGCUCUCUGUCUUCCCCUACUAUCCCUGUUUGGGCACAGCCUUGUAUGGAGAGGAACAGCCUCUGAUCAAGCUGCCAGCGCCAUUCCAGGAGUCACUGGCGCUGCCUGUGUGGAAGUUCUUUCAGAAAAAGGUCCACUUGAGUAAGGAGCUGGAUGAUGAAAUGAGACGUCAUCACUGUACGCUAACAUGGUCCCAAGCCGACAGUAAAGUUAUCAUCAGACCUGCAGCCACCUUAGCCAGUCAAGGAAGACCAAAAAUCAAGACAUGGCAAAAAGAUGCUUCUACAGCACUCUCUGGCAUCAGGUCUAAAUAUGCAGUUACUUCAUUUAAGGUGACUCCAGUAGUAUGGGACACCAUAAAAAAUGACUUAGAAGAUGACAGGAUUUUGAUUGAGUUUGAUACAUGUGAGGAGAUUGUAACCUUAGCAGGAAAAUCAGAAGAUAUCCACAAUGUUAGCCCACAAAUCAAAGAAUUAAUAGAAAGGACAACUCAAAAAAUUCAAAAGGAAGAGCAAAGUCUGAAGGAAAAAGUGCCCAUUUCUUCAGAAAAGUAUUUUCUUUUGUACCACAGUGGUGUUCUGGAGCAUGCGUGCACGGAGUGCCCAGAGGUAGAGACUUGGUACGAUGCAGGCACUCAGAACCUGCACCUUAAAGGACCCCCCUCAGAUGUGUACAAAGUCAUGUGUGAAAUCCAGGCAAAAGUGUACACUAUGGCGAAGAAAACCAUUGAGGUCUCUCCUGAGGUCUUCCAGUUUUUGCAGCAAGUAAACCCCAAAGAAUUCUCUAAGUCUUUUUUUAUAGAACAAAAAAACCUUACAGUUUAUGAGCUCAAGGAUACAACUGUCGUCUUAACCAGCUGUUCUUCUGAAGUCCUAGGAGAAGCUGAAAAGCAAAUGUGCAGUGCCUUAGAUUAUAAACGCAUUGAAGUUGAGGACAAGGAAGUUCUUACUACCAACAAAUGGAAAAAGUUCAUUGGCAAUGUCCAAAAAAAAUCUAAUUCCUCCACAAACAUUAGGGUACUCAAUGAGUCAACCGCAGGAAGCCCAGGUGAAGUCAUUGUGACAGGCCUUGUGAAAGAAAUCAAUGAAAUCAGUAGCUUGAUUUUUGAAUUCUUGGAAAAAAACAUGAAAAUAGAGAGAUUGAUUGAAAUAGAGACAUCCAUGGUUGCAAACUAUUUAAGAGCAGAAAAGAAGCCACUCUGGUCAAAACUGAAGAAGGGGGAUAUGCAGGUAGUUUUCAAUCCAGAGAACAAACAAAAAGGCAUUUUACUAGUUGGUUCCAAGCGCCAAGUGCUAGAGAGUAUGGAUGUAGUCAAGGAAGCCGUGAAGUCUGUCUUUGUGAAAGGAGUCUGCAUCGACAAGCCAGGAGCCAGGCAGUUCUUCCAAGACAAAGCAUCGUUUUGCAGAGGUGAGGUCAGGAAGUCAUUUGGUUGUUUCAUCGAACUCCUGGAGAAUGAAGAAGAGGUAGGAGGCAAAACUCAUGGGCCAAAGUACUUCAUCCGGCGGGAGGUGGCCCCUGGCAUCAUCCUGAUGGCCCAGCAGGGUGACUUGACUCAGUUUCCUGUUGAUGUGGUGGUGAAUGCAGCAAACGAGGACCUCAAGCAUUUUGCUGGCCUUGCUGCUGCCCUCUCAAAGGCAGCUGGCCCGGAACUCCAAGCAGACUGUGAACAGCUAGUGAAGAGAGAUGGUCGGCUCCUACCGGGCUGUGCCAUCCUCACAAAGGCAGGGAAGCUACCUUGCAGCCACGUGAUCCACGCCGUAGGGCCCCGGUGGGUUGAAAAUGAAGCCCCGAGGUGCGUGUACCUGUUAAAGAAAGCUGUGGAAAAUAGUCUUCUUUUAGCAGAAAAACACAAGUGCCAAUCCAUAGCCAUUCCCGCAAUUAGUUCUGGAGUCUUUGGCUUCCCCUUACAGCGGUGUGUGGAGUCCAUUGUUCUGUCCAUCAAGGAAAACUUCCAACAUAGGCGGGAUGGACGCACCUUGAAGGAGAUUUAUCUUGUGGACUCAUUGGAGAAGACAGCAGAGGCUUUUGCCAAAGCUGUGGAAACUGUAUUUAAAUACCCUCUGCCCAAGAGUGCGGCCCAGCCUGAUACAGUGGCCCAGCCUGAUACAGCGUCCCAGCCAGAUACGACUUCCCUGCCUAGAGGACCAGCAGCAAAACCUGUAACAGCAUCACAGGAAGUGGCGUGUCUGAAAACCCCAGGAGGCCUGAAGAUCCUGCUAGUGAAAAAGGGAGUGCAGGAUGCUACGACCCAUGUUGUUGUCAACUCCAUCCCGUCGGAUCUUUCACUCAACCAAGGGCCCCUGUGUCGGGCCCUUUUGGAAAAAGCUGGACCAGAGCUCCAGCAGGAGUUGGACAAAGCCGGACAAGGGGUAACCGCCAACGUGGGCACAAUGCUCCAAACCAGUGGUUGCAAUCUUCAGUGCGACCGUGUGCUUCACGUGGUGGCUCCACCAUGGAAAAAUGACAACACGGCACAAAAGAUCAUGAAAAACAUAAUCAGAGACUGUUUGGAGAUCACUGAGAGGCUGUCUUUUCAAUCAAUUGCAUUUCCAGCCAUUGGAACAGGAAAUUUGGGAUUUCCUAAGACCAUAUUUGCCGAAUUAAUACUUUCAGAAGUGCUUACAUUUAGUAGCAAAAAGCAGCUGAAAACUUUACAAGAAGUUCACUUUCUGCUGCAUCCAAGUGAUCAUGAAAAUAUUCAGGCAUUUUCAGACGAAUUUGCCAGAAGAACUAGUGGAAAUGUUAAUGACCAAAUUCCCAAAGCUGAAGAUAAGCAAGGUUUCUAUGGGACUAUUUCUAGCCCUAAUUUAGGAGUUCAUGAAAUGAAGAUUGGCCCCAUCCUCUUCCAGGUGGCCUCUGGGGAUAUCACCAAAGAAACUGCAGAUGUGAUUGUAAAUUCAACAUCAAACACAUUUACUCUUAAAGCAGGGGUCUCCAAAGCAAUUUUAGAAUGUGCAGGACAGGAAGUAGAACUGGAAUGUGCUCGCCAAGGUCAACAGGGCAAACUUGAGUAUAUCAUUACUAAAGGUGGAUUAAUGAUGUGCAAGAACAUUAUUCAUGUUGUUGGUGGAAAUGAUGUCAAGAGAUCAGUUUCUUGUGUUCUGCAAGAAACUGAAAAACUGAAUUACUCAUCCAUUUGCCUUCCAGCCAUUGGGACAGGAAGUGCCAGGCAAGACCAAAAUAAGGUUGCUGAAGCUAUACUUGAUGCGAUUGAAGACUUUGUCCGGAAAGGAUCAGUUCAGUAUGUGAAGAAAGUUAAAGUGGUUAUCUUUCAGGCCCCAGUCCUGGAUGUGUUUUAUGAGAACAUGAAAAAAAGAGAAGGGUCUCAGCUUUCUCACCAACCAUCAAUGAUGUCUAAAUUUGCCUCCUUGCUUGGUCUUUCAAAACCUUCCAUAAAAAAGAAGCCCUUGUUUUUGGAAAAGAAAACAGAACUGGUGGUCUUCCAGGUGUGUGGUGAAAACCAAAACCGUGUGGACCAAGCUAUCAGCUGGUUAAAGGCCCUGAUUACAAAGGAGCAGUGCUCUUACACCAAUACAGAUGAGUGCGUGAGAGAUUUCGAUGAGAAGGAGUAUAAGAAACUGAAUGAGCUGCAGAAGAGGUUAAAUAUUACCGUUUCUCUGGAUCAGAAGAGACCUUUUCUGGAGGUUUUAGGAAUUAGCAGAGAUGUGAUGGAGGCUAGGGAUCAAGUUGAGGAAAUGAUUAAGAAGGUGAGAUUGGCCAAAGAAGAAGAAAACAGGGCAGACUGUAUUAGUGAAUUUAUAGAAUGGCGAUAUGGUGAUGAUACCACUUCUCGUCAUUUUGACAAAAUGACCAAUCUGCAAUUGGAAGAUGCGAGGAGAAAAAAGAGCAAGAGCACCUUUGUCAAAAUUAAAGAUCGAUGCUACACGGUAAACUUCAAAGACUACACUGCCACGAGUCCGGAUGGACACAUUUUAACUGUUCAGCGCAUCACAAAAUUUGAAGUUGACCUUCCUGGGCACUGGAGUGACAUGAAGCAGCAGAAAUUCUGUGUGGUCCAGCUGCAGCCUGGUGAUCAGGAAUUCGAAACGGUGGCAGGAAAGUUUCAUCAGACUUGCUCACAUUUUGUCAUUGAGAAGAUUGAGAGGAUCCAGAAUCCAGAUCUCUGGAAUAGCUACCAGGCAAAGAAAAAAACCAUGGACGCCAAGAACGGCCAGCACGUCAACGAGAGGCUGCUCUUCCAUGGGACAGACACUGACUCGCUGCCUCAGGUCAACAGGAACGGAUUUAACCGCAGUUAUGCUGGGAAGAACGCUGUGGCAUAUGGGAAGGGAACUUAUUUUGCUGUCAAUGCCAACUAUUCUGCCAGUGACACCUACUCCAGACCAGAUGCACAUGGGAAAAAGCACAUGUAUUAUGUGCGAGUACUCACGGGAAAGUACACAAAAGGACACAGCUCAUUCAUUGUGCCUCCUCCGAAGGACCCUCAAAAUCCUACUGACCUGUAUGACACAGUCACAGAUGAUACGAACAACCCCAACUUAUUUGUGGUAUUUUAUGACUACCAAGCAUACCCGGAGUACCUCAUUACUUUUACACGCUAACAUUUUGAUUUCCUUCCUGAGAGACAUCAUUCAUAGCUAGUUAUAUAAAGUUUCACCCCGUGCUCCUGACUACUGACAAUUUUUUCUAAGAUCAGAAGAUCCUUUUUUUGUCUCCUCCACCCUCCUUUGCCACGCUGGGGAUCAAACCCAGGGCCCUGUGCAUGAAGCCAGGCACUCCACCACUGAACUAUACCCUCAGCCCAAAAGAUCCUUCUUUGUCACUGAAAUCAGACUUCACCGAAAUCAGACUUCACCGAAAUCAGACUUCCCUCAGUUUCUUUUUCACAACAGAAAUGAACCUAUCUUGAGAGCAAAUAAAUUUGAGAAUUUAAAUGAGAUAAGUUACAGCUGUGUGUCCACAGUGCGUGCACAUCAAAGCUACGGGACAAGAGCAGGUGUAUAUUUUCAGGAAGGACAGAAUAACAGUCCUGCAGGCAGAAGGGAUACAGUCAUGAAAUUGUGGCCGCUGCUGGUGGAAAGUGACGGCUGGAAUCGUGCCGGGAUGGCCGAGGGCUGUGGGGAGCACCAAGACCGCGGCUGCCAUCUUCCUGAACAAGGAUGGGGCUGAUUCAUGCUUUUGUCCUUGGGCUGAGGUCUGUGCCUGUGAUGUGGAUAUUCCAUAAAUGUUUGAUAAGCCAGUUAAGAAUGAAAUAGCCUGGUCAGACCGCUACCCGAAGUAGCAAUCAUCUCUUCAGACUUAUUUGCCUCCAGCUGAACAUAUCCAUGACGGGAACUUCUUUCUUCAAAAGCAGCCCAUGCGCUGGGCCUGGACAGCCGCAGCCAGGGCUCUGGGACUGCAACGCACGUUUUUGCACCCCACACAGGCUGGACCCUGGGGUUUAGCUCACUGUCUGUGCAAUUGUUCCCCUAGAGCUAUGUGGCAGCCAGAAGGUCCUUUCUAAUGUUAAACCCAAACCUGCUUUUUCCACUGCCCGGUGAAAACAAUGGCUCGAGUGCUACAUUUUCAGUGGAAACCUACUGUGCUACCAUUAACAAACUCUAAGGUUAUUAAAUAGCUUAUUUCCUAAAAGUCAGAAGAGGAAAAAAGAGAAAAACAGUUCAUGUAAUCUAACGUGGACAAUGUGUAUCUCUAUGUUAACCAUCGUUUAAAAAAAUAAAGCAGAUAAUUUCCAAAAAAUAGCAUCGUUCCCUUGACAGCCUGGCUUCUGAAGAACUUUUAAAACCUUGCACAUAAAUAAACCAAAGGAAUUAAA
Messenger RNA from Chinchilla lanigera (long-tailed chinchilla), 7413 nucleotides. It is a transcript of the gene Parp14, whose product is annotated as poly (ADP-ribose) polymerase family, member 14. Bases 761 to 6199 code for a protein of 1812 amino acids. The transcript is spliced from 17 exons. Gene Ontology annotation, molecular function: transcription corepressor activity; NAD+ poly-ADP-ribosyltransferase activity. Gene Ontology annotation, cellular component: cytoplasm; nucleus. Gene Ontology annotation, biological process: negative regulation of gene expression. Lineage: Eukaryota; Metazoa; Chordata; Mammalia; Rodentia; Chinchillidae. The record is from RefSeq and is a predicted model, not a curated record.